AUGGAUCCAAUCAACAUUGAAUCAUUAGAUGCUGGAGAAUGGGUAGAUGACAAGGUCAUCAAUGCCUACCUUGGCCUUAUAAAGGCAGAAGUGAAUCUCACCAGUAACCAUUUGUUUGUCCUGCCCUCGUAUACAGCAGUAUUGUGGGAAAAUGGGACCCUGAACCACUGGAUGUUUGAAAAGGAACACUUCUCCAACUACAAGCUUCUGCUGAUGCCUAUCAACAGCCAUGGCAAUCACUGGAUCCUUCUUGUGGCAAAACCCAAGGAAAAGACAGUGUCAAUCUUAGAUUCAUUACACCACCAAAACUUUAAGUGGCUGAAUCUCUGGGGCCAAUUCUUUGAUCUAAGAAACAAAGCUGCCAAUGUUAAGGAGCAACUUGGUCCUUGGACAUACAGUCCCAUGCAGAGUAACAAGCAAAAGGACAGCAACUCUUGCGGAGUAUUCACAUUAAUGGUAUGUUCAUGCAUAUCAAAAUAUAAUGCUGAAGCCAUUGCUCUUGGGGUUCCCCGUGAAAUAAUGCGGCAGGUUCACUGUCAAGAAUACAGGAAUUAUCUCAGGGAACGGAUUCUGCAACACAGCAAAGAAGCAGACGACACUAUGUGUGAUAUGCCCAAUUGCAGCGUUUCAUCAGGAACACAGCGAUGGGUACAAUGUUCUGUGUGUGGCAGGUGGUACCACCUGAAGUGCUGUGGUCUGCCAGUAAGGGCAGCCCUUGAAGAGCAAUAUGAACAUGUAUGUAUGGGUUGCACAGCAAAGUUCUCAUAG
Molecule: messenger RNA, 768 nt
Organism: Dreissena polymorpha
Lineage: Eukaryota; Metazoa; Mollusca; Bivalvia; Myida; Dreissenidae
Exons: 5
Coding region: 1-768 (255 amino acids)
Biological process (GO): protein desumoylation
Cellular component (GO): nucleus
Molecular function (GO): deSUMOylase activity
Source: RefSeq, a predicted model, not a curated record